Messenger RNA from Myxocyprinus asiaticus (Chinese sucker), 8262 nucleotides. Its product is annotated as arginine-glutamic acid dipeptide repeats protein-like. Gene Ontology annotation, cellular component: nucleus. Lineage: Eukaryota; Metazoa; Chordata; Actinopteri; Cypriniformes; Catostomidae. Gene Ontology annotation, molecular function: sequence-specific DNA binding; chromatin binding; transcription corepressor activity. Gene Ontology annotation, biological process: regulation of DNA-templated transcription. The record is from RefSeq and is a predicted model, not a curated record.
CUGGAUAAAGAAAGACUAGGUCAGCCAUGUGGAUGCGUCUGUUGAACAGCUGAAGAGGAGGAGGGGGGGGUUAUACAGAAAGAGAUAAAGAAUUGAAUUGAAAUUGAACGUGGUGUGUGUGCAUAUGAAAGAAAGCGCGAGGAGAAGAGAGAGAGAGAGCGUGAGUGUGAGCGCGCGCGCGCGCGAGUGUGAAAAAGGAAGCGGAGUCUGUAAACGGCGAACUCACUGAUUUCCUACCCUCCACACAAACUACCGCACUGUAUCAAGCUUUACUUCUCCGAGAGCGUCAAAAGCUUUCGGAGUUGUCACACGGCUGAAGGAGGGGGAACCGCGUGCGUUCAGAAAAGAGUCCCCGGGGCGGUGUGAAUGCGAAUAAAUUAGUAAAGCGAGGUCGUCUUUUGUUGAGGCAUUUGCCUCGUUUCUCCUCUGCAUGGACAUCGGCGCGCUCUGGAUAAAGUAUACGCGUGAUUGUUCAGACCUCGGGUUCUUGGAUUUUGGCCCAGGCCGAGAAGUUCGGCAGGGUCAGUUCGAAGGGAACAGACGUAAAAUUGUGUUUUGAAGUUGUUUGCAGCAGCCCGAUUGGAACUUAGAUCAUCAUACUGGCGGCUCUUCUGAAACACUGGGGUUGUUGGUGUGGCCAAAUUUUCCCUGGAUUUGAUUGGUAAAUUCAGAAGACUGAAGCCCAGGCUCACAGUCUACCUUUCACGGAGGCCCAGCCGUGAGAGGACAGAAGAAGGCACGUGGCGUAUCAUGACUGCCGACAAAGAGAAGGAUAAGGAGAGGGAGCGCGACCGGGAUCGGGACAGAGACAGGGAGAAGCGGGACAAAACACGUGAGAGUGAAAGCUCGCGGCCCCGGCGCAGUUGCACGCUGGAGGGCGGGGCUAAGAACUAUGCAGAGAGCGAACACAGUGAGGAUGAUGACAACGAGACGCCUGGGGCCGGCACCGCCGAGGAGGCCACAAAGAAAAGCAAAAAGAAGUUGCCCAAGAAGAAGUCGCGUUAUGAGCGAACGGAUACCGGCGAGAUCACUUCUUUUAUUACGGAGGACGAAAUUGUUUACAGACCUGGCGAUUGUGUGUACAUAGAAAGCCGACGGCCGAACACGCCCUACUUCAUCUGUAGCAUUCAGGACUUUAAGCUGAGUAAACGGGACCAUCUGUUAAUGAAUGUGAAAUGGUACUACCGCCAGUCUGAGGUACCCGACUCUGUCUACCAGCACCUGGUGCAGGACCGCAACAAUGAGAACGACUCUGGUCGGGAGCUGGUUAUUACUGAUCCCGUGGUUAAGAGCAGAGAGCUUUUCAUCUCCGACUAUGUGGACACCUAUCAUGCUGCUGCCCUCAGGGGGAAAUGUAACAUUUUACACUUCUCUGACAUAUUUGCUGCCAGGGAGUUCAAAGCACGAAUCGACUCUUUCUUCUACAUCUUAGGAUAUAACCCAGAAACUAGGCGAUUAAACAGUACACAAGGGGAGAUUCGAGUUGGUCCUAGUCACCAGGCCAAGCUGCCAGAGCUCCAGCCCUUUCCCUCUCCUGGAGGUCCGAUGGUGACUGAAAAUGAGGAGCUGGUCUGGAUGCCUGGGGUCAACGACUGUGAUCUGCUCAUGUACCUGCGAGCAGCCAGGAGCAUGGCAGCUUUUGCAGGUAUGUGCGAUGGGGGGUCAACAGAGGACGGCUGCCUCGCCGCCUCACGAGACGACACUACACUUAACGCAUUAAACACUCUUCAUGAGAGUAGCUAUGAUGCCGGGAAAGCCUUGCAGCGGCUGGUGAAGAAACCAGUGCCCAAGCUGAUUGAAAAGUGCUGGUCAGAGGAUGAAGUGAAACGGUUCAUUAAAGGUUUAAGGCAGUACGGAAAGAACUUUUUCAGGAUUCGGAAAGAAUUGCUCCCUUGCAAGGAAACGGGGGAGUUGAUCACCUUUUACUAUUAUUGGAAGAAAACCCCAGAGGCUGCUAGUUGCAGAGCCCACCGCAGGCACCGCAGACAACCUGUCUUCCGCCGGAUCAAGACCCGCACCGCCUCCACGCCCGUCAGCACUCCCUCCCGCCCACCUUCCAGCGAGUUUUUGGACUUGAGUUCAGCCAGCGAAGAUGAUUUUGACAGUGAAGACAGCGAGCAGGAACUGAAGGGCUACGCCUGCCGCCACUGUUUUACUACAACCUCCAAGGACUGGCACCACGGGGGUCGCGAAAAUAUCCUGCUGUGCACUGACUGCCGGAUUCAUUUUAAGAAGUACGGUGAGCUACCCCCGAUUGAGAAGCCUUUGGACCCACCACCGUUUAUGUUUAAACCUGUCAAAGAGGAAGACGAUGGAAUCAGUGGGAAGCAUAGCAUGAGGACUCGACGAACCCGCGGCUCAAUGUCAACGCUACGAAGUGGCCGCAAGAAGCAACCCGCCAGCCCAGAUGGCAGAGCCUCACCAACCAAUGAGGAUCUGCGCUCCAGUGGGAGGACCUCACCAAGUGCAGCCAGCACCUCCAGCACUGACAGCAAGACUGACUCAAUGAAGAAACCCAGCAAGAAGAUAAAGGAAGAGGCGCAAUCGCCUAUGAAGAGUGCCAAACGUCAGAGAGAGAAAGGAGCAUCGGACACAGAGGAGUCUGAGAGGGCAAGUGUAAAGAAGUCUAAAACACAGGAGCUGAGUCGGCCAGACUCGCCCUCGGAGCGAGGGAGAGGGCGAGGGUGAGGGGAGAGCUCAGAUGGUCGCAGCGUCAAUGAUGAUGGCAGCAGUGAUCCUAAGGACAUUGACCAGGACAACCGCAGCUCCUCUCCCAGCAUCCCCAGUCCAUGUGACAACGAAAGCGACUCCGACUCCUCUGCACAGCAGCAGGUCCUCCAGGGCCAGCACCCUCCAGUCAUCCAGUGCCAGACAGGGGCUCUACCCCUGGCCCCUCCCACCUCGGCUUCAGCCUCCACAACCCCCACCUCAGGCACCCCUUUACUGCCCUCCCAGUCAUCCCCUUCCAUCCCCCCUACCUCCAUGCCACCUCUGCAAAUACCUUCAGCAGGUCCGCUUUCUCUCAUCCAGUCUGGGGCACAGAGGCUGCCCUCACCACACUCUCCCCUCCAGGGCAUGCCUCAGCCCCCACCACCCUCUCAAACCGGCCCUCAGUGCCUGCAGCCACCACUACAUGGCCCCAUGUUGCCCAUGGGCCACCCAUUGCAGGCAGGGCCAUCACACAUGCCUCACCCUCACACAUUACCCCCUCAGUCUUUCCCAAUGGGUCAGUCUCAGGUCCCCCCUUCACCUCUCUUGGGUCAGGCACAGGUCUCCACCCUCUUGCAACAACAGCAGCGACCUCACACCCCUCCUUCCCAGUCUCAGUCCUCUUCGCAAAGCGGCAGCCAGCCUCCCAGAGAGCAGCCUUUACAGCCUGCACCAUUGCCAAUGCCCCACAUCAAACCACCUCCUACUACCCCUAUCCCACAGAUGCCAAACCCUCAAUCACACAAGCAUCCUACCCACCCCCCAUUCCCACAGAUGCCUUCAAACUUGCCCCCUCCACCAGCUUUGAAGCCCCUCAGCUCUCUAUCCACACACCAUCCUCCCUCCGCCCAUCCGCCUCCACUGCAACUCAUGUCGCAAAGCCAGCAGCUCCAAUCUCCACCAGUGCAACCUCCAGUGCUCACCCAGUCUCAAAACCUGCUGGCUACAGGAAGCCAAGCACCUCCUCCGGCUCCCCCUCUUCCUUCGUCAUCAUCAUCUGCCUCUCACUCUAUGCCUUCUCAACCCCCCUUCCCUCCUCACCCCUUCAUCCCUAGCAGCUCACCUGUCCUGUCACCCUCCACUGUCCCCUCUUCUGUGGUGGGCACCAUGGCCACACUGCAGCAGCAGCCGUCAUCCUCUAUAUCCAUGCCCUUGCCUGCAUCGGUCAGUGCGCCUUGCCCGGGACCCUCCACUGUGCCACCUGUUCAGAUUAAAGAAGAGCCUCUGGAUGAGGCAGAGGAGCCAGAGAGUCCUCCACCUCCUCAGAGAAGUCCUUCACCUCCACCCACGAUUGUCAACACUCCCAGCCACGCCAGCCAGUCAGCACGGUUUUACAAGCAUCUGGACAGAGGUUACAACACAUGUGCCAGAACAGACUUCUAUUUCACACCUCUGGCCUCAUCAAAACUGGCAAAGAAACGGGAGGAGGUGCUGGAGAAAGCCAAGAGGGAAGCAGAGCAGAAAGCAAGAGAAGAGAAAGAGAAGGAGAGAGAACGAGAGAAGGAAAGAGAGAGGGAACGGGAGAGAGAGAAGGAAGCAGAGAGAUCUGCUAAAGCAUCCAGUUCUUCCCAUGAAGUUCGCAUGGGUGAACCUCAGAUGGCUGGAUCAGCUCACAUGCGAGCAUCCUUCGACCCACCUCCCACCACCAUCGCCACUGUGCCCCCAUACAUUGGCCCCGACACGCCUGCCCUGCGCACGCUCAGCGAGUACGCCCGGCCCCACGUCAUGUCCCCCACCAACCGCAACCAUCCCUUCUUUGUCUCGCUCAACCCCGCAGACCCUCUUCUGGCCUACCACAUGCCCGGGCUGUACAAUGCAGACCACGGCAUGCGUGAGCGCGAGCUGCGGGAGCGAGAGAUCCGGGAGAGGGAGAUCCGUGAGAGGGAGCUGAGAAUGGAGAGGAUGAAGCCGGGCUUUGAGGUCAAACCUCCAGAAUUGGACAGUAUGCAUCCUUCCGCCAACCACAUGGAGCACUUUGCCAGACACGGGCCCAUUGGUCUCCCGCCCAUGGCUGGCCCUCAUCCGUUUGCCUCCUUCCAUCCUGGUCUGAACCCGUUGGAGCGGGAGCGGCUGGCAUUGGCCGGCCCACAGCUACGGCCUGAGAUGACUUACCCUGAGAGACUGGCGGAGAGGCUACAUGCCGAGAGAAUGGCCUCAGUGGCUAAUGACCAGAUAGCGCGGCUACAGAUGUUCAACGUGACGCCUCACCACCAUCAGCACUCACACAUCCAUUCACACCUCCAUCUGCACCAACAGGACCCGCUGCACCAAGGUUCUGGGGCACAUCCGCUUGUAGACCCAUUGGCAGCUGGACCGCACCUAGCCCGGUUCCCCUAUCCUCCUGGAGCCAUCCCCAACCCCCUGCUCGGACAGCCCCCACAUGAACACGAGAUGCUCCGGCACCCUGUAUUCGGUGCUCCAUAUCCCAGAGAUCUGCCAGGGGGGCUUCCACCACCCAUGUCAGCAGCACACCAGCUACAGGCCAUGCAUGCACAGUCUGCAGAGUUACAGAGAUUGGCCAUGGAGCAACAGUGGCUACAUGGUCACCACCACAUGCACGGGGGCCCUCUGCCAGGACAGGAAGACUAUUACAGCCGGUUGAAGAAAGAGAGUGACAAGCAGCUGUGAGAAGCCGAGCGCUCCCAGAGAUCAGCAGGACACAGGAGAGCAUAGCAGAAGAGUCACACACAGGAACUCGUGUGUCCUUGGAACAUUUUAUGUUUGACAAACUGACAAGGAUUGUCUGAGGAACCUUUUUUUUCUGUUGUCAGCUGUUGUGAACUAUAAUGGACUUAUUUUUUUUUUUAAGACAUUGACUUUUCUUGGGGGUUAUACAGUAUAUCGUUCAAGUAGUGACAGCGUCCUCAAGACUGAUUGUGACUUUCCUGCAUGAACUCCUGAGAAGCUUUCCUGACGUUUUUGUAGGUGCUAGAAUACCAGAUACUUUGUCACUGUGCUGAUUGGGGGAAAAAGGAACAGAACAGUCAGGCCAUUAUAUAUGAAAAGUGCUAUCUUAAAUUCAAUGUUUAUUUUAAUACAUUGUAGGAGGUUUUCAUAAUGUUAAGAAAAGCUGCAGCAUGGCUUUUGUUCAGUCUGUAAAUAGUGUGUAUGUAUGUGUGUGUGUGUAUGUGUAUAUGUAUGUGUGUGUGUAUAUAUAUAUAUAUAUAUAUGUAUGUAUGUAUAUGUGUAUAUAUGUGUGUGUGUGUGUGUAUAUAUAUAUACACACACACACACACACACACACACACACACACAUAUAAUUACUAUUAUUAUUAUUAUUAGGUGUGGAUUCCUAACCAAGUUGUUAGACCUCCAAUAUAAUAGUUUCCGAAGUGUCAUCCCUUGUUUCAGAGGGGAAGGAGAUGGCACUAUUAGAGCAGGUAACCAUGUCCAAUGGUUCGGUCCAUUAAGCGGGGUUGCUGGGAGAAUGGGACCGAAUUUUAAUCCAAACACCUCUAAAGGUCGAUGCUCAGAUCAAUAAUUUUUUAUUUGUCUUGUUUGUUUGUUUGUUUGAUUUCUCAUAUAUUGACAGUGCAUUACAAACCUUCAUGACAUCAAGACCAUAUUUUUCCUUUCAUGGUUAAACUCAGAAGACUGAGUUUGAAACACUUGAAGAGGAGGUGCAGUACCUCGUGCGUACUGGGGCAAGUAGCCCUGACCAUUUAGAAAGCAAAAUAUUGCACUGAAUAACCUCAAAACUUUUAUGUUAUUAAACUCUAAUUGGCUUUUUAUAUGGUAGUGAAAUGUAUGUAAGUGCAUUUUGAAAGCCUGUAUUGUUAGUUCUGUUUUCUGUGUACCAAAGUGAAAGGCAUUCGGUUUUGCAAGAGUUGAAAAAGUGAACGAGAGUUCAUAUCUUGGCUAGUUCCUUAGUUAUAGUACUUACAGAUUGCAAAACUGAUUGUACUUUUUUGUAAUGGAACAAUAUGAGAUCUUAUUGCACAUUUCUCAAUUGUUUUUACAUCUAGUUUUACACGUUGUCAAAGGGUGCUGGAAAAGAUAGCAAUGCCCCCCACUCACCUACUUUGUGUCCAAGUUCCUACGAGCUACUUUGACAGUUUUCAGAUCUACUGUACAGAUUCAUGGAACCAUUCUCACUGUGAAACCUGGGGAAAUGGUGGCAGAGUGAUGUCAAGCUUGGAUUUGAGUCUGUGUACCUGUGUGUGCAUUUGUUCACAGUAGUGAUAACCAUGUUUUUCCAGUUGAGCUCUCUGCAUUCCUGACACUGCAUUACCUGUGAUGCAUGAAGCCUCUUUAGAUUCUUUCCAUCAUGAUGAUGGCUGUUUGAUAGCAAUCAUUGACUGUUACAUGCAGUAUUUGUUUUCUUUCAUAUCUAUCAGAAUAUUCUUUAUUUCAAUUUACAGAUGCUUAACGUUCGUUUUACCUCUGGUGAGAUUCUCUGUUGCUGGAAAUUGGGCUUUUUGGGUCUGACAGUUCAAAGUACAGUAAUAGUAUUUUAAUGUUUUUGUUUUUUUUAUCAGGUUUUUAAAAAGCCGUUCUGCAUCCUUAAAGAAAAUCCAUAGGACCUUAAACAUACUUUAACAGUGUAAGCCCAAAGUUGAAAUUGGACUGUCAUCUAUAUUUUUGUCUCGAUGUAUACAGCAUUUUUUUUUUUUUUUUUAAGCAUUUUCUCAUUUAUGUCCCUCUUUUGUGUCUUAAACCUUUGAUGUUGAGUGUUGUCAAUGGUUUAGCUUCUUGUUUCAAAGCGGCAAUAGCAGAAUGUACAUUCUGACUGCUAAGAUUUAUAUAUACUGGUAUACUGAAGCUUAUUGUAUAUAUUAGUAGUCACCAUGGGAUGACACAGUGUAAACAAAAAGUAGAGAUAAUUAAGGCAAAUUGUGAGUCCUGUGUUCUCCACAUUUAAGUAUUUUGUAAUUAUUAUUAUUAUUAUUAUAUAUAUAUUUUUUUUUUUUUUUUUUUUUUUUUUAAUUUGUGGAAUUAAAAUAAAACUAAGUUACACCACAUGGAAACUUCUAUUUCUAGUUAAUAUCACUUUUUGUUAUGACAUUUACAAAUUUUCAUGCUGACAAAAAUACUAGUUUGUGUUUUUCUUAAGUCUUUUCAUGCAAUUCUUAAUUCUAGUCCUGAACUAAAAAGUGGCUUGACUUGAUUUACCCUUAUAAAUGCAGAUUUAAAAGAGUGUAAAGAUUUACACUCACAAUAGCAUCAGUGUAUUGUGAUGACCAUAUCAAUACUAGCAUAUACUGUACACUGGUCUCAAGUAAUAUUGUUGUCCAUAAUUCUACAAGCAUAUAUUCUUGUAAAUGUGCUCAGAGUGAAUUCUCAGAAUAGGACAAGCAACAAUAAAUGGCACAAAAAUGAUCUAAUUUUAAUAACUACAUCUUAAUAUUUGGGAAUCCAACUAUUCAGAACAAUAUGGGGAUUCUCAUGUUAUACUUUAUUUCAUAACUGAUGAACUCUCCUAACAAAUCACUCAAAAGUCAGUAAUUGACUGGAUUUUAAUUUUUCAAUGUUUUUCACUCACUAAAAAUGUUUUCUCUCCCAAUUUGUGAUUUAUGUAAUUUAUUUAUUGUGCUCAUAAUGCAGGGCUUACCG